Messenger RNA from Aspergillus ochraceoroseus IBT 24754, 2064 nucleotides. Its product is annotated as cytochrome P450. The record is from RefSeq and is a predicted model, not a curated record. Bases 372 to 1955 code for a protein of 527 amino acids. Lineage: Eukaryota; Fungi; Ascomycota; Eurotiomycetes; Eurotiales; Aspergillaceae. Gene Ontology annotation, molecular function: oxidoreductase activity, acting on paired donors, with incorporation or reduction of molecular oxygen; iron ion binding; heme binding. The transcript is spliced from 3 exons.
UGUUCUUCAAGUAAACGCUGAAACCCCGCGUUCAAGGUUAGCAACAUUCAACCACAGUCUAUUGAUCCGUGAUUCAUAGCUUUCUCAACUGAGUCACACGAGACAUCUGCUGCAGCCUUUCGAGGUCGUUAUCGGAUCUCCUUGGGAUGGGAUAUCGUGGUCCUUCCAUGCGGGGAAGAUUCCUAACUAAGUCUACCCGGACCAAGUGGUGUCUCGACGAAUUGAUGAUCUUCCCCAAUCUUCAAGAUAGAUAAGCCUUAGGGCAAAUUAUAAAGAGGAUACCCAAUCUACCCAAGUCUCUCUCUUGUUUCCUCUCCAGAUCGACUUUCGAUCAAGAUUAAUGGGCUUGACCAUUUCUCAUACUCUGCGCCAUGGAAGUUCCGGUUCUCACUUUGAUUACGGGCAUUAGUCUCGCCCUGUUUCUUCUAUACAAGGGCGUGAUCUAUCCGGGAUUCUUGUCGCCAUUGUCGAAAAUCCCAAAUGCGCAUUGGACGGCCCCCAUAUCUCCUGCUUGGAUUCUGUGGAGGCGAUUUCGGAGCCAGAACAAUCGCACCAUCAAUGCAGCCCACGAACGGCUGGGACCCAUUGUGAGGCUUGCACCUUCGGAGAUUUCUAUCAAUUGUGUUGAAGGGGGUAUUAAGUCCGUCUACACGGGGGGGUUUGAGAAACAUGAAUGGUAUCCCCGAGUAUUUGGCUCGUUUGGUACCGUUAGUAUGUUUACUAUGACUGGCAACAAGGUUCAUUCGACCCGCAAAAGGAUCCUAUCCAAUAUCUACAGCAAGUCAUUCCUACAGUCAUCCCCUCAUAUGCGUCUAAUCUCCGAAACCGUCAUCUUUGACCGAUUCCUACCGAUUCUCGAGGAAGCUUCUUCCUCCCACAAGGAGCUUGACGUCCAUGACCUCAACCAAGGGCUAACUAUGGACUUUGUGUCGGGGUAUCUCUUCGGACUAACAAACGGAACUAACUUCCUUCAAGACGAGGAAUACAGACGUAAAAUGCUCCAGAUUUACCAGUGCAGGAAGCCAUUUGAAUUCUACCACCAGGAAGUUCCGGGCCUUCUAGCUUGCUUGAAGAGCAUCGGCAUUCGUUUGAUUCCAAAAUGGUGUGAUGCUGCGAAUGAGGUGCUCGAUGCGUGGGGGUUAGAACUAUGUGAUAAAGCAGAGAAAUCUCUCGCAUCGACCGAGCCUCGAGUUGAACCCGUUGUAUACAAGCACCUUAAGCAGGCAAUAUCGAAACAAGCGCCAGUCAACACAGAUAAUCCGAAACUGAAAGCGGAGUACCUUGAACAGCAGCGGUUAGAUAUCGCUUGUGAGAUGUAUGACCACCUCUCAGCCGGCCACGAGACCAGUGCUGUUGUCCUCACAUAUCUCUUUUGGGAGCUGUCUCGGCAUCCUGAGAUGCAGAAGGCCCUUCACAAGGAGUUAUUAACUAUAGAGCCAAAGAUUGCUUUCCCCCGGCCAUCUCCACUGACGGAGCUGCCUUCGCCAAAGUCUAUAGACUCGUUGCCCCUUCUAGAAGCAAUCCUAACUGAAACGUUACGACUCCAUGCCUCGAUCCCAGGAAUCCAACCGCGGGUCACCCCGUUUCCUACCUGCACUCUCGUAGGGUACGAGAAUAUCCCCGCCAACACACGUGUAAACGCACAAGCCUACUCGCUCCACCGCAAUCCCGAAGUUUUCCCGGACCCUGAAGCGUGGGAGCCAAAGCGAUGGAUGAAGGAUUGUGCUUCGCCUGUGGAAUUAGAUGAAAGGAGGCGGUGGUUCUGGGCGUUCGGCAGCGGUGGGCGAAUGUGCGUGGGAAGCAACCUGGCUCUACAAGAGAUGAAACUUGCCGUUGCUGCCGUGUACAGCAACUUUAAAACGUCCAUCGUAGACGACGAGGGCAUUGAAGCAAUCGAUGCUUAUACCGUCAAACCCAAGGGGGAGAAGCUUAUUCUCCAGUUCGCGCGCGUCUAGACAUAUUCAACUAGAACCACGUUGAAAUUCUAGACUGUCCAAGUCUAUUAGUACUGUUCCACCAAGAAUGUCAAUACUCAAACUCAAGACAUUUACUUGUCAUUUCUUC